CGUGAUGACGUUGCUGCGUCGCGGGGCAGUGUAGCGCUCCGUCAUCGCUGUAUGUCCGGUGACAGGAGCCGGGAUCAUGCUGUGGUUUCAGGGCUCUAUCCCGGAGGCCAUCGGCCUGGCCAAGCAGCGCGGCGCCGUCUUCGUGGUGUUCGUGGCGGGAGAUGACGAGCCGUCCACGCAAAUGGCAGAGAGCUGGGGCAAGGAGGAGGUGGUUCAGGUGGCCGCGGACGGUAUCGUCGCCAUCAGAAUUGACAGCAAGAGUGAAACUUGUAUGCAGUUUUCCCAAAUCUAUCCCGUAGUGUGCGUCCCGUCCAGCUUCUUCAUCGGGGAGAGCGGGAUUCCGCUGGAAGUCAUUGCUGGGAGUCUUCCUCCCGAGGAACUGAAAGCCAGGAUCUCCAAAGUGAAAGAGAUGCACAAAGUGAGAAACGAUGGGUUGUUGCCAAACGCCAACAUGCCGACGGCUUCUUUUGCCCCGGCUCCUCAACCCGACAGCUCACCGGAUGAUGUGCAGCCUGCGCAAUCCCAACCAGAAUCUCCAGCGUCUUCGCCAACCGUGAGCACCGAGUCCCCGACAGACUCCCCAAAAGAGAGCGGCGAGUCCGAGGCAGCCGCGGACCUGCAGUCCGGAGAUAGCCAAGAAGAGAAAGUCCAAAGGCUGACGCAGAAGCUUGAGGAGCGGCGGGAGCUGAAGAAGAAAGAGGAAGAGCAGAGUCAGAUCAGAAAGGAAAUUGAGAGGAGAAAAACCGGUAAAGAAUUGAUCGAAUUUAAAAGGAAACACGAAGACGAAGUGGCCAAGAAAGCUUUGGAGGAGAGAAACCGAGACAAGGCGGAGGAGAAAGCCGCCAGAGAGCGCGUUAAGCAGCAGAUCGCGCAGGAUCGGGCCGAUCGAGCUGCCCGUUUCGCCAAAUCCAAGGAAGAAUUGGAAGCCCAGAAGCAAGCGGAGCUGCAGGCCCGGCAGGCGGCGCUGGAAGCGCGGAAGGAAGCGGCGCAGAAGGAGAGGAGCCACGUCGCAAGAAUCCAGUUUAGGCUUCCGGACGGAUCCUCGUUCACGAACCAGUUCCCGUCGGAGUCGUCUCUGGAAGAGGCCAGACGCUUUGCCGCGCAGACGGUCGGAAGCGCCUAUGGCGAUUUCUCCUUAGCGACUAUGUUUCCCCGGAGGGAGUUUACCAAGGAAGACUACGAGAAAUCCCUGCAGUCUUUGGAACUCGCCCCAAGUGCCUCCAUAGUGCUUCUACCAGCGAGGAAGCCUGCCCGAGCCGUGGUGCCGUCCUCGGAAGGUGCCGUUUGGGGUGUGUUGGGCACAAUCCUCUACCCCCUUCUGGCAGUGUGGAGAUUUCUCAGCAGCUUUCUGUUCAGCAGCCCUCCUCCUUCACAAAGCAGCGACAGAUCAGCACAUCCCCAACAGGACAGGACGGACCCGUCGACGGCCGGCAAUGCAGAGCCAAAGAGAGAAACUGUUCGAAAAAGGGUUCUUGAAAAGAGAACAGAGGAGUUCAAAAGAGAAGGCAAGGUCUACAGACUGAGAACUCAGGACGACGACGACGACAACAACACCUGGAAUGGAAACUCGACUCAGCAGAUGUAGGAGGACCGGGACGCCCGAUGUAAAUGACCUUUAUUGUUUGAUUUCAGCCGUGUUUUUGCGGGACGAGUUGGGUUCCGUUAUUGAAGGCGCAUUCAUACAGGCGUUUUAUUAUUUGUGUGAUGCAUGAAAAUAAGUUCUAACCGAGGUAUGAACGUUUUCUUUCUUUAUACAGCAGAUAAAUGUAUGGUUCUAACGCACUGUACUAGAAUCCUAUUAAACGAAAACCACCAUUCUAAUAUUUUGAUUUUUCUUUUGGAUUUUAUUAUUAUUAUUAUGUAUGAUAAUAUUGGAACCUCUUACUCUGGUUUGAAGCCGACAAAAGAUUUUACCGUAAUAUAACGCCGUCUUUUUAAGAAUUAUGAGAAUUAUAAACUUAAAUAAACUUAUUUAUAAUGACUUCUUUUCUUUCCAGCCAUUUCUUGUAGUUUUUCAUCUUUUUAGACGUUGCCAAUAAAAUCUUAUUUUUUUUUUUUUUUUUUAAACAAAAACACAAACAAACUUAAUUUGCAGGAAUAUUUCUCUUUAUCUUGAAACAGAUUGGCACAAUGCAAACGUAGGCUUUUAUCCCGAUUUAUGAUUUAGGCACAUUUAUGAACCAAUUUUAUGGGUGCAAAAAGUUGAUUCUGAUUGAGACUGAUUUCCAUUUUUACAUUUAAAUGAUAAUUUGAACUAUUUCUCUUUAAGAAAACAAUUUGGUGGCAUUUUGAGGAUCGUACAGCAUGUAAUGAUGGGAAGUUUGUUUGGUUUCAUUACCUGGCCAGAGGGUUAAUGGAGAAAAGUAUUGAGUAUCGAACAAUAAAGAUAUAAAAUUUC
Messenger RNA from Spea bombifrons (plains spadefoot toad), 2398 nucleotides. RefSeq names its product UBX domain protein 4 (gene UBXN4). The record is from RefSeq and is a predicted model, not a curated record. The transcript has 13 exons. Lineage: Eukaryota; Metazoa; Chordata; Amphibia; Anura; Pelobatidae. Gene Ontology annotation, molecular function: protein binding. Bases 77 to 1585 code for a protein of 502 amino acids.